Molecule: messenger RNA, 5555 nt
Organism: Macrosteles quadrilineatus (aster leafhopper)
Lineage: Eukaryota; Metazoa; Arthropoda; Insecta; Hemiptera; Cicadellidae
Gene: milt
Product: trafficking kinesin-binding protein milt
Exons: 19
Coding region: 433-3072 (879 amino acids)
Source: RefSeq, a predicted model, not a curated record
UGAGAUCACGCCUAUAACCGGUAAAGUGCAGUUUAAAGUGUACAGGAUAGACAAGGAAUCUAACGGUAACAUAGUUGCAGAUGAUGGUGUAAAAAGUGAUAACUGUGCUUUCUUAGUGUUUGGGCAUUACUGUUGUAAAGUGGUGAUAUUAAAAGUUGUUUUUAAAGAUAAAAAUAUUUUUUUGCCCAAAUUACAUUUUGGUUCCUUCACUCAUUGCGACUGUGGUUUGCUCACUGUAUCAUCUGGCAGAAAAUAAGCUUUGAGAAGUCAACUUUAUAAUAUACAAUGCCAUAUUAGGAUGUUUCUGGACACAUGUUAAUAGUGUCUGUUGGCAAUAGGUGUGGUGCGAAGUGCGAGGUGGUCAGUGAUAGUGUUGUGUAGUGUAGUGAUGUGUAGAGGAGGUACAUUGGUGUUGUGGUACGCAGACCUGUGAUGUUCCCGUGGUCGGACAAGUGCCAGUCUGCACGUCUGCGCAGGACUCGCCGUCUCAGCGAUGAACGUGAUCUGUUGGAUCAGUGGACACAAGAGGUGUGCUGUGGCGAGGAGUUGCCUGAAGUAGAGAUCAUCAGUUUGCUACAAGAGCAGAUCCCCAGAUAUCGUCUCAGAGCAGACACACUUACACAGUUUACCGGAUACGAGAAUCAAGAUUGGUUCAUUCCUAGUCCAGCAUUGAAACCUGAGGAAUUUGAUGCUGCAGCACUUACCCCGGACCAGAUCCGAGAAACUCUAAACUACUUCCUUCUAUGCAGCAACCGUGUGAGCCAAAUGACAAAGACCUACAAUGACAUAGAGGCUGUCACGAGACUUCUUGAAGAGAAAGAGAAGGACAUAGAGCUCACAGCUCGUAUUGGCAAGGAGCUUCUAGCUCACAAUCAGAAACUUGAGGCAAAUGUUGCUUCUUUAGAGUCUGAGCUAAGAACUGCCAAUGAGAAGAUCACUCAACUCACUCAUGAACUGGUCAAGAAGACUGAGCUGAUACAGAUAUUAACCAAUGAUGUGGAGUCAGAAGGAGGAUCAGAGCCGGGGACCCCUGCAGGUACAGUCAACUGGGAGGUGCUGCAGAGACGACUGUCGCGGCUGGAGGAGGAGAACAAGUCCUUGCGAUGUGAGGCUACACAGCUGGCCUCUCAGACUGAGGAGUGUGAGGCUCAUGAGGCGAGAUUGGUGGCAGAGCUAGCGGCACAGUUGACGUUGGUGCGCACUGAUCUAUCUGGCGUGUCACUAGAUGCUGAUAGACAGAGAGAAGAAGCGAUGGCCACUAAGCAGCUGGCAGAGACCCUGCAGGAUAGGCUGAACACUGCGGAGACAAAGAUAACCGUGGUAACACAAGAGAAUGAAGAGCUGGUUCAGAUGGUGAACUUAGCAAGAGAAACACAAUGUGAGCUGGCUACUGAACUGGCAGAUCUUAAAGAGAGGUACACUGAAGUGGUCAACCUCCUACAAGAAGCUCAGGAAACUUUACGUAAGCAGCGCAAGAAGAGUCAACCACAGGCGCGUGGAGGACUGCUAUUCCCUUCUCUGCAUUCGUCUGUAUCUACCCACAACCCUGACUCCUUGGCCUCAGAACUCGAGUGUUCCUUGUUCUCCGAACUCAGCCUUGAUUCUGGAAUUGGUGCCAGCAAUACCAACCUGCCAAACUACAAGAAGGUGUUUGAGACGGUUAGAUGUGCUAGCAGAGCUGGAUCUCUAGGUAGUGACAGUACGGCUGGCAGCAGCCCUGGGCCAGGACCAAGGUAUCCCUCCCUUGGGAUUAUUCAACCUCUCACUUCAUCCUCCACUCAUCGGCCAAGAAUGUCCUCCAGUUACCUUCCGCCCAGAAGACUGUCCAGGCCGGCCCUAGACUCGGCUGGUGCUAGUGACUCUGAAUGUUCAGACACAGAGUACUUAAACAUGCCACCCAGUGGUGCAGGGACAGCCUCUCCCCAUGAGUUGGAGGCAGCACUGAGAAGGUUAACGCCAGGAGCAGUGGCAGCGCGACGGGCGGCUCUGGGCGACCAUGAGGAGUGUAGGACACCAGACUCCAUCAUGAGUACAGGCAGCAGCGGACUAGGCAGCUGGCGACUACCUGACAAGCUCCAGAUAGUAAAACCAAUUGAAGGGUCGAUGACACUACAUCACUGGAGCGAGCUAGCCACUCCGUCCCUGGGUGGGUUGUUGGAGGAGAGACCUGGGGUGAAGAUAAGGGGAGGGUUAGAGCUAGAACAGCUGGGACUAGAGCUGUACACAUUGUCUGACCUAGAGGAAGAUGAUGAGGUGUCACAUCCGGGCAAGAUGUUCCAAGACACAGGCAGUGUGUACACGUUCACGAACAGCACAGUAAUGCACCCUGACGACACUACCAGUGUCACUAACAGCUACCGAGGCAGCCAGAUGUGUACGGCUGUAAGCAGUAGAGUAUCCAGUGUGGUACCUACACCUGUGGCCCGCUCCAGACGAAACUCCACUUCUACCUUCUCGUCGUCUCUAGGACUUGCUAAAAUGUUGAAUGAGAGAGGCAUUAAGGCUGUUACUCCAUCGACUCUCCCCACUCCCAUGUUCAGCCCCACCGCCACUCCGGCCAACAGUCCAGACCACUCCCCAGACCACUCCAGGUCACCAUCACCUUCCCCCACGGCAACAUACUCUCCACUCGGUCUUCCAGGGUUCCUAAUGAGCAGUGGUGCAGAGCUCCUGCGUCGCACCCUGAUGGGGUCUGUUUCGACACCUAACAAGUCUGAACACGCAAGCCGCAGUCGCAAGUCUGGCGCAAUGGCCCGCAGACCUCUCAAGAGUGGGCCAGGAAUUGUAGAGACAUUAGAACGUAUAGGAUUGGAGCAACUGCUAGCUUCUACUACUGCUGCAUCAACAACUACAUCAGAGACACCCCCAUCCACAUCACUAGGGGUGCCAGCCACCCCUGGCAGCGGGGCCCUGGCCUCCCGUCUCAGUCAGGUAACCCCUCGCUCUGCCAGACAACCACGGCAGAGAGCUGACCUAGGUACAGUCCCAGGCCAAACCAACAACUCCCCGGGUACCUCCACCCUGGGCACACUCAGCUCAAUGUUGUUUGGUCGCAAAGGAGGUCUCUUGUAAAAGAACCAAUGACAGAGUCAAGGUCUCAUCCAAACAAUAUUAUACUUUAUUGUCAAAGCUUGUACUUAAAAGUAAAAAAAUAAACAGUGUAAAUCGUUUACACAGUUUAACAAAAAGUUAACAGUAAGUUAGAUUACAGUAUAUAUAAAAAAAAAUUAAGAUUUGCAUUACUUCUGCUCCUUAAUAAAAAUUCAUAUAAAAUUCUCUACUAAAAUUGUAAACUUCUGAAAACAAUAAAUGUGAUUGACAACUGCAAAUACAAAGGAAGGAAGGUAAUUACAAACUUUUGAAUUUUUAUCUGUGAAAUAUUGUUAAAUAUGUGUAUUGUUACAUUCUUAGCUUUUAAGAUUAAGUGCCUUGACUAUUGUUAAUGUUAUUGGUUCUUUGGAUAUACAGGACUGAGAUGUGGACAGCAAUGCAUGGCUCCUAAACAUGACUUUUUCAAGUCAUAUGUCUAUUUGAAAUGUCCAUAACUAUCAUCAUUCCAAAGUUUCUGAGAUUCGUAAUUUGUGCAAGGCAUUACGAAAAUGUACAUACUGUGUUAAGUUGUAUCGUAUCGAUCCAAAAUUACUUAACAAAAAAAAUGUCAUUUAGUCCUGUUUAUUUCAACCUUAUUUAAAACAUUCCUGAUUUUGUCUGGGUUCAUUGCACUGCUGUCCAAUUACAGUUGCUUAGUUAGGCUGUGUCACUGUUUAGUAGAAUUGUUAUAAUUUUAGGAGUAAAAUAUAGUUUAUAAGAGAAACUUCUUUACAAAUCAGUUUAAUAAAUGAUAAUACUUUUAGAAGUAACAUAAACUUUUUUCCUUUCAUAAAAUUUGGAGGCUGUUAUGAUUUAAUUGUACUGUAUAAAAAUUGCUUCUAUGGUAGUUAAAUAUGUGGGGAUAAAUUUAUUUUAUUUCCACUCUAUGCAAAAACACACAGUAAGCAAGUUAGUUAAUAAGGAAGUUGCUCUCAUUUCAUAAAGUAACUUGUUUUUCUAAUGAAUAUUUUUUACAACGAAAGACUAUUCAAACAGCAUCUUUUAAAUGUUUUCAUUAAAAAUUCAUAAGCUACCAUAGCAUGGUCCCGUAUAAAGCUAUUAGCUAAUGAUGUUGUGUUCCCAAAGUUCACAUCCCCACAGUGCGCUUAUUCUUUGAUUUAGCUCUUUCAGAGAUUUUUUCUUCAUCACAUAAUCAAAUAUAUUUUCUAAAUUAAAUUGUAGUGAACAAUUAUUAUUGUUUGACAAAAUAUUGGUAUUAAUAUUUUUUGUGAGGUCUUACUUUUACUACAGUACAAUAUUUUUACGUGCUAGUGCAUUUAUCGUUUACGUAUUCUUCUUUACCUUGGACACACAAAAGAUUGAAACAAAAUGCUUCCACAAUCCACACUACCCAAACGUAUUUAUGUAUCUCAAAAGCAAUACCUAUUAUUUUCUAGUCAUUUUUUCUUAAUUUUAAGUAUAAUUUUACAGCAAAUAUCCAAAUAUGGAAUAAGUGGUGCCUUUAAGCAUCAGUAUUAGACGGUGUCUAUUUUACUUUAAUUUAUUUACUCUAUUGAAGUUUUAAGGUAGCAAUAUGUUGUUUGUGUAUAUAGUGCUGUAUAUAGUGCUGUAUAUAGUGUUAAGCUGUCCGUUAAUCUGCUUGCAUAGAUAAGAAUGAGGUUGUGAGGCGCUUGUGCCAAUCUGAGUAGAUUGUGCAUUAAGUGCCGACUGGACAGAGUCUGUAAAUUGUCUGUAAAUAAUGUUGAGCUCAUUGGUCCUCUUAAGAAGUAUUAUUUAAACUUUAAUAAUAUGUUUCUUUUUCCUUUUUUUGUUGCCUUGGUGCUCAUAUUUUACAAUCCUCACUGUUUCUGUUGUGCUAUUUUAUUUCAUAACAAAUUAUAUCAUUUAUGCAAAGCAGCUCUUUGUCUUUUAGCUUUUUAUACAAUUUUAAUUUAAUAUAUUUUAAAUGUAUGAUUUAUAAAGUAUUUUAACAUAAUUUAACUAUCGAUAACUUGCAAUCUGAUAAUUUAUCCAGUAAGUUAUUGGUAUUCAAUUACUCAGAAUAAUUGUAUACAAAUAUAUUUUUCAAUAAUAUUCUGAAAAGGUAAGACUAUAGGUCAAUUUUAAAAUUAAAAUAACAGCUAAAUAGUCUGAAACCUAUAAAAUAAUUACUCUUAAUCUCUUAUUUUUACAAAUAAUGAAAUCUAGCGCACCAACUUAGUUCAUAAACUAACAAUAGGCCUAAAUAUGUUUUAAAACUGUUUUUCAAUUACAAUUCAGUGUGGUUCAGCUUAUGUCAUCUUAGUUUACAAUUUUUUUUAAUUUUGGCUAAAUAUAUAUUUAAGUUAUUUUUUAUUAGAAAUGUUUCUUACUUAUGUUUGUUAAGUUUCUGUUGGUUUUGUUGCCAAAGCCAUCAAGAAACAGUUGACUGAGGCAGUGAAAUGCACAAAUUUUGCCUGGUCCUGCUUGCAAUGUACUGGUUAGAUGGUUAUUUUUAAUUAAACUAUGGAUUGUAAGUACAAUGA